Messenger RNA from Emys orbicularis (European pond turtle), 9008 nucleotides. RefSeq names its product nuclear receptor corepressor 2 (gene NCOR2). Gene Ontology annotation, cellular component: chromatin. Gene Ontology annotation, molecular function: transcription corepressor activity. The transcript has 46 exons. Gene Ontology annotation, biological process: negative regulation of transcription by RNA polymerase II. The coding region runs from base 41 to 7465 and encodes 2474 amino acids. The record is from RefSeq and is a predicted model, not a curated record. NCBI's taxonomy places the organism in Eukaryota, Metazoa, Chordata, Testudines, Emydidae.
GAGAUUCAAAGGAGACGAACCUCCCAUCUGCUUCUUUGCCAUGUCUGGAUCUACUCAGCCUGUGACGCAGAACUGGCGAGCCACCGAGCCACGCUAUCCCCCUCACGCCAUGUCCUAUCCUGUUCAGAUCAGUCGGACACAUGCGGAUGUGGGUCUGUUAGAGUAUCAGCAUCAUCCCAGGGAUUACACUUCCCACCUACCACCUGGAUCUAUUAUGCAGCCGCAGCGGAGGAGGCCUUCCUUGCUGUCUGAAUUCCAGCCAGGGAAUGAAAGGUCGCAGGAGUUACACCUGAGAGCCGAGCCCCACUCCUAUCUCUCUGACAUGAGCAAACAGUCAGAAAUAGAGUUCAUUGAAACAAAACGACCGCGGCUAGACCUGCUGCAAGACUCGCUGAUGCGGCACUCGCCUCUACUCAACCAAAAUCAGCAGGGAGGGACGGAAGAUCUCUCAAAGGAGCGAAGCCUGACGGGCAAGCUGGGACCCGUGUCUCCGGUCAGCCCCGCCCACCCUGACUCGGAGCUGGAUCUGUUACCCUCCAGGCUCUCGAAGGAGGAGCUGAUCCAGAACAUGGACCGAGUGGAUCGGGAGAUUACCAUGGUGGAACAGCAGAUCUCCAAGCUGAAAAAGAAACAGCAACAGUUGGAGGAGGAAGCAGCCAAACCACCAGAGCCUGAGAAACCGAUGUCACCCCCGCCUAUUGAGUCCAAGCACCGCAGCUUAGUGCAGAUAAUCUAUGAUGAGAACAGGAAAAAAGCAGAAGCGGCCCACAGGAUCCUGGAAGGACUGGGUCCCCAAGUGGAACUGCCAUUAUACAACCAGCCUUCAGACACCAGGCAGUACCAUGAAAACAUUAAAAUAAACCAGGCAAUGCGGAAGAAGUUAAUUUUGUACUUUAAGAGGAGAAAUCAUGCUCGUAAACAGUGGGAACAGAAGUUUUGCCAGCGCUAUGACCAGCUGAUGGAAGCCUGGGAAAAGAAAGUGGAGCGCAUUGAAAAUAACCCCCGGCGCCGUGCCAAGGAGAGCAAAGUGCGGGAGUACUAUGAGAAGCAGUUCCCAGAGAUCCGGAAGCAGCGGGAACUGCAGGAGCGCAUGCAGAGCAGGGUAGGACAGAGGGGCAGCGGUCUCUCCAUGUCGGCCGCACGCAGUGAACACGAGGUGUCAGAAAUUAUUGAUGGGCUCUCGGAACAAGAGAACCUGGAGAAGCAGAUGCGCCAGCUAGCCGUCAUCCCCCCCAUGCUAUACGAUGCUGACCAGCAGCGCAUUAAAUUCAUCAACAUGAACGGCCUGAUGGACGACCCCAUGAAGGUGUAUAAGGACCGGCAGGUGAUGAACAUGUGGAGCGAACAGGAGAAGGAGACCUUUCGGGAAAAGUUCAUGCAGCAUCCAAAGAAUUUUGGUGUGAUUGCUUCAUUUUUGGACAGGAAGACGGUGGCAGACUGCGUGCUCUAUUACUACCUGACCAAGAAGAGUGAGAACUACAAGAACCUGGUGAGGAGGAAUUAUCGACGAAGGGGGAAGAAUCAGCAGCAGCAGCAGCAGCAGCAGAUGCCCCGUAGCAGCCAAGAGGAGAAGGAUGAAAAAGAGAAAGAAAAGGAGAAGGAGGCAGAGAAGGAGGAAGACAAACAGGAAGCAGAAAACGACAAAGAAGAACUGACAAAGGAGAAGAAUGACGACACGUCCGGGGAGGAUAACGACGAGAAAGAAGCCGUCGCUUCCAAAGGGCGUAAAACCGCCAACAGUCAGGGCAGGCGCAAAGGCCGCAUCACCCGUUCCAUGGCUAACGAGGCCAACCACGAGGAGGCAGCCGCUCCUCAGCAGAACACAGAGCUGGCUUCUUUGGAGAUGAAUGAAAGUUCUCGCUGGACAGAGGAAGAAAUGGAAACGGCCAAAAAAGGUCUCCUUGAACAUGGGCGGAACUGGUCGGCCAUUGCCAGGAUGGUGGGCUCCAAGACUGUGUCGCAGUGCAAAAACUUCUAUUUCAACUACAAGAAAAGACAGAACCUGGACGAGAUCCUACAGCAGCACAAACUAAAAAUGGAGAAAGAAAGGAACGCAAGGCGGAAGAAGAAGAAAGCCCCUGCCGUUCAGAAUGAAGAAGCUGCCUUCCCUCCCACGGCAGAGGACGAGGAGAUGGAGGUAUCUGGGACAAGCGGCAACGAAGAGGAGAUGGCCGAGGAGGCGGAAGCUGCAGUAAAUCACAGCUCGGAUACCGAGAGUAUUCCCUCGCCGAGGCCUGAAGCCAAAGAAAGUGGAGAGAAUGGGCCCAAGCCUACACCUGGGCCUGGGAGAGACUCCGGUCCAGAACCUGCCCUCAAGGCGGAGGAUGCUGAUGCUGCUACUGCAGCUAAUCCCACCGCUACCACCACCCCACAACCCCAGGAGGCAGCUGCUGAGCCAGCCAGCAGUGAGGAGAAGCCGCUGGAGGAGCUGGUGGUAGACGUGGUGAAAACGGAGGAGCCGGAGGAGAAGCCAAGCGAGGAGCCCUGCAAGAGUGAAAUCAAAAAGGAGGAGACCGAGGACUGCCCGGAGGGAGACAAGGCGAGCGACAAGAAAACCGAGAGCGGCAGCAGCGCGGCGGGAGCAGAGGCGGCGCCCAAAGCUGAGAAGAAGGAGAGUCAUAAACCAGGCAAAGCCGCCGGGCUCAACCCCGACAGCGACUCCAGCGCCACCUGCAGCGCAGACGAGAUGGACGAGCAGGAUACCGGGGACAAAAACAGGCUGCUGUCUCCGAGGCCGAGCCUCCUCAACGCUGCCGCCGAUGCCAGGCUGAACUCUUCGCCUCAGAAACCAUUGGACCUGAAGCAGCUGAAACAGAGAGCUGCUGCCAUCCCCCCCAUUAUUUCCGAGGGAUUCCCAGAUGGGACGUUACAGAGCGGAAGCAUGAAGCCUCAGGUGCCUCACCACGCCUUGGCCCUCUACCAGCAGCAGAUCACUAAAGCCCAUGAAUCUGCCCGGGACGACGUGGCCCAGAGCAAGCAGCAACAGCGGCCUGAGCAGGAGCAGCAGGCAAGCAGUAGCCCCAGGGGAAAGAGCAGGAGCCCAGCUGUGGGUGACAAAGAAGAAAAACCAGUGCCUUUCUCGUCACUUGCAGAGGGGCCGAAGCUAAGCGGAGAGCAGACUGCCACGUCGUGCUGGCCCCCUGUGCUGCCAUACCAAGUGUCCUCUAGGGAUGUGAUCAAAACCUCCCCGCAAGCUGAGCCACAUGUGUUUCAGUAUAACCUGCCAGCUCACCCAAUCCCAUUAAAUUUGCACGAGAGCUCUCGGUCUGGGCUACAAAGAUUGUCCAACAUCUCCAAUCCUCCCCCUCUCAUCUCUUCCACCAAACACCCAUCUGUUCUGGAGCGGUCCAUCGGCUCCAUUUCCCAGGGGGUGCCCAUUCAGCUCCAUACGCCGUACAGCUCUGAGCAUGCAAAAGUUCCCGUUGGCUCCAUCACCAUGGGCCUGCCAUUGACUAUGGAUCCUAAGAAACUGGUGCCUUUUCCUGGAGUAAAGCAGGAACAACUUUCUCCUAGAAGCCAGGCCAACCAGCCUGAAAGUCUGGUAAUGCAGACGUCCCAAGAGAGCUCCAUCCUGAGGGGGGCAUCGCUGGGCUCAACCCCAGGAGGGAGCAUCAGCAAGGGGCUCCCCAGUGCCAGGCCUCCGUCGGAAUCGCCCAUCACCUAUCGGGGAUCCAUCACGCAUGGCACCCCAGCUGAAGUGCUGUACAAAGGAACCAUUACCAGACUGAUCGGAGAAGACAGCCCCGGCAGAGCAGAGAAGGCGAGAGAGGAUGCCUUGACCAAAGGACAUGUCAUCUACGAAGGGAAGAAGGGCCACGUGCUCUCCUAUGACGGUGGAGUCGGUGCUUCCCAGUGCCCCAAGGAGGACAGCAGAAGCGCUGGCGCUUCUCAUGAGACCACUGGUACCAAACGGACCUACGAUAUGAUGGAGGGGAGGAUCAGCCGGGGUUUGCCGGCGCGCGAUCUGUCGUCCACUAGCAUUGAAGGUCUAAUGGGUCGAGCGAUCCCCCCCGACAGACACAGUCCCCAUAACUUAAAGGAGCAGCAUCAUAUCCGGGGCUCAAUUACACAAGGAAUCCCGCGAUCCUACGUGGAGGGCCACGAGGACUACCUCAGAAGAGAAGCCAAACAGCUCAAGAGGGAAAACACUCCCCCAAGGGACUUGUCCGACACUUACAAAGUCAGGCCUCACGAGGGCCUCGCUCCCUUGAAAAUGAAAGCAGCUCACGAAGGCCUCGUUGCCACCGUGAAGGAAGCGGGAAGAUCGAUCCACGAGAUUCCCAGGGAAGAGUUAAGGCGCACGCCUGACAUCCCGGUGGCAGCAAGGCCUCUGAAGGAAGGAUCCAUCACACAGGGUACCCCGCUGAAAUACGACAGCAACUCUUCUUCUGUAAGUGCCAAAAAGCAUGAUGUCCUGUCGAUCAUCGGGAGCCCAGGGAGGACUUUUCACUCUGUGCACUCGCUGGACGUCAUGCAAGACCCAAGGACUCUGGAAAGAGUUUGUUACGAGGAGAGCCUGAAAAGCAGGCCCAGCCCAGUUACAAACUCCGGAGGUUCAAUUACCAGGGGAGCCCCCGUGAUUGUCCCUGAGCCCGGAAAGCCUCGCCGUAGCCCGCUUACCUACGAGGACCACGGGGCAGCGUUUAGUAGCCAUCUGCAUCGAGGUUCUCCGGUAUCCACAAGGGAGUCGACCCCAAGGCAGCAUGAAGGGAGCAUCACAGCUGGGAAGCCGGUGUCCCAGGACAGAAAGAUCACCCCCACGCCAAGAGACAUCACCAAUUCCAAGUCUCCUCACGCUACUCUAUCGGACCAUCACCAUCCCAUCUCCCCCUACGAACAUUUACUCCGGGGAAUGAGUGGUGUCGAUUUGUACAGAGGACACAUUCCAUUGGCCUUCGACCCCGCUGCAAUUCCCAGGGGAAUUCAACUGGAAGCAGCUGCUGCUUACUACUUGCCCAGGCAUCUCACUCCAAGCCCGACGUACCCCCAUCUCUACCCUCCAUACCUCAUCAGAGGGUAUCCAGACACUGCCGCCAUGGAGAACAGGCAGACCAUCAUCAACGACUACAUCACCUCCCAGCAGAUGCACCAGAACGCCGCCGCCACUGCCAUGGCUCAGAGGGCAGACAUGCUGCGCGGACUUUCGCCCCGAGAACCCUCGCUGGCUCUCAACUAUGCUGCAGGGAUCAUCGACCUAUCCCAAGUGCCGCACCUGCCCGUCCUCGUGCCCCCCACACCUGGCACCUCCGCCGCCUCGAUGGACCGAAUCACGUACAUCCCCAGCGCCCCCCAGACAUUUAGCAGCCGGCACAGCAGCUCCCCACUCUCCCCAGGAGGCCCCACGCACAUGACCAAACAGACAGGAGCAUCGGCGUCCGAACGGGAACGAGAUCGGGAGCGCGAGAGGGAGCGUGAGAAAUCCUUCCUAGCAGCCACCACUGUGGAGCAUGCGCCCAUCUGGAGACCAGGGACCGAGCAAAGCAGCAGCCGUUCAGCCACUCAUUCUCACAGCCACCAGCACUCUCCCGCCUCACCCCGCACCCAUGAGACCGUCCAGCAGCGGCCCAGCGUGCUGCACAACACGGGCAUGAAGCUCAUCUCGUCGGAGAGCCUCACCCCGUCGGUUCUGCGAUCCACCACCACCACCACCACAUCGCCCAUCCGCUCCGCAGGCUUUCCCACGGCAUCCGCCCUGCGUUGCUCGCUCGGUGGAGUGGACAGCUAUGUAGCCAUGAUGGACCCUGCUCUCCUACAGAAAGAGGCGUCCAGGGCCCGAGAAGCCAAGGUAGAACGCCCUCAGACUGACAACAACAUGUUCACCUCAAAGCUGCCCAGUGGGGCAGGCCUAGAACAGUCAUCAUCACCUAUUAAAGCCAUGGAGUCCAGGCCCUUACCAGCCUCCGGGCCAGGUUCUACCCAGCAGUAUAGCAGAGGACAGGGGAAAAACCAGCACCAUCAUCCACCCCUGGAUCAGCAGCACGCAGUCUCGGUCAAUGAGCAGCACAGUAGAGAAAAGAAUCAAAGUAAAUCCUUUUCAAUGCAGGAACAGGAGCUCCGAGCACUCGGUAAGACCACCAUGACAGCGGCCAGCUUCAUAGAUGUGAUUAUCAUGCGUCAAAUUUCUUGCGAUAAGGGGAAGCGAGAAAGACGCUCGCUAAAUAACGACUCCACUAGUGAUGGGUUCCACGGAGGCUACAGCCCUGAUGGCGUUGAAGCAGUAAGCCCGGCGAGCUCACCCAGCGUAUCCCACGAGAAAGGGGCAAAGGUGCUGCCGGAUGUGGAGAAAGGGCACGGGGAGCACAACGUGAGACAAAAACAGCAAGCCUCCCUGAAGCUCUCUGCAGCAGAAGCAGCGCACAUGCAGCACCUGCGCCAGUUGCCCGAAGGCCAGCAAUCCCCAUGCCAGCUGCUGCAGUCGUCCCAGAACAUCAAAGGCCACCAGCAGCGGGUGGUCACGCUGGCUCAGCACAUCAGCGAGGUUAUCACACAAGACUACACGCGCCAUCAUCCUCAGCAGCUCAACUCCCACCUCCAGACCCCGGUGUACUCCUUCCCUGGGGCCACAUGUCCCGUGCUGGACCUGCGAAGGACGCCCAGUGAGGCUUACAUCCAGCCGCAGGAGCAUGCUCCGGCCUCCAGAAUCUCCCCGCAGAGCGAGGGAGACAAGAGAUCUCCUGAGCAGAGCAAAGCAUCUGCGGGGAGUGCACCAGAUGACUGCAUCGAGCCUGUCUCGCCACCAGACGGCAUGGGAGAGCCGGAGCACACAAGGAGCACCUCGUACCCAAUCUUGUACCGAGAGGGAGAACAGUCAGAGCAGAGAAUGGGUUCCAAAUCCCCAGGAAACAACACCCAGCCCCCAGCCUUCUUCAGCAAACUGACCGAGAGCAACUCCGCCAUGGUGAAAUCCAAGAAGCAGGAGAUCAUCAAAAAGCUCGGCACGACCAACAGGAGCGAAACGGAGUACAAUGUUGGACAGCCUGGGACAGAGAUUUUCAACAUGCCAGCAAUUACUGGAGCAGGGCUAAUCAGUUGUAGAAGCCAGUCGGUUCAAGAAAAUUCCAGUACCAACAUGGGGUUGGAGGCAAUAAUUAGGAAGGCCCUAAUGGGAGGAGGAGGAGGGAAGCCAAAGAUUGCUGCCAGACCCAACAGCCGCAAGGCCAAGUCUCCAGCGCCGGGCCUGUCCUCCGGAGAGAGACCACCGUCUGUUUCUUCCGUUCAUUCGGAGGGGGACUGUAACAGGAGGACACCGCUAACCAGUCGAGUCUGGGAGGACAGGCCUUCGUCUGCAGGUUCCACGCCAUUUCCAUACAAUCCACUGACAAUGAGGCUUCCAACCGGCGUGGUGACAGCCCCGCCGCCAGCGUCCAUUCCACAAGGGAACUCCAUCGGCCAGCACCACGCCUGGGAGGAGGAGCCCAAGCCCCUGCUCUGCUCCCAGUACGAAACGCUCUCAGACAGUGAAUGAACGAAAGAGAGGGAGGAGAAGAGUGGACACGCGUGGGUAACGAGCUGGCCAAGGUGAACUCCGGCCAUAUCAGUCCAUGGCGCUGUCAGCAAAGAAGCCGGAGCAGCGCUUUUCCAAUCGGUCGAUUUCUCACAUCAGGAAAUUUCUGAAUCCUCUUCAGUCUAAAGCCUUAAGACAGCCAGCUGGAACCCAGCCUAGUUCUCUUUCCAGCACUGGUGUCCUCACGCAGCAGCUCAGAGCUUGAGAUACAGUCUGUGAACAGCUGAUGGGAGGUGGGAGGAAGCUCCAAAGGAUGCAAUCGCUCACUGAAUCCCAGUUGUUUAGUUGUUUACUCAGGGGAGACCAGCUGGUGCUCCAGUUCUACUCCUUAGAUUCGUUGAGAACGAGGAAACCCAUGUUGGGAGGAGAGCGAGCGUGCUUGGGUGCAUGUGCAUAUACUAUAUGUGUGUGCGCCUAGGCACACAUAUAGCGUGUAUUCUCUGCCUGCACACCCGCGUUGCCUGCUAUCGAGUACUUGAAAUAGGAUUAGACUGCCCUCCCCCAGCCUCCAGGUUGUUCCAUGCAUUUAUCAGCCCACAGGCUGCGCCACUGAAUUAUAAAAUCAAAAGGGCCCCAUUUUGUUCCUCUUGGGCUGCUUGGGAUGUUCCUUUUACAGGCAUCCCCUGCAUGGGAUUAACUUCCCCAGCAGGCCCCGGAAAAGCUUAAACAAAUAAAAAUUCCGGGGGGGGAGGGAACUAAGGAUCCAUUUAACAACAACAAAAAAGUCCUUCUGAGCGAGAAAUCCUUGGUUUAUCUUGUAAUCAAAAGAAGUUCCCCAUAUUGUGGUGCAUUAAUCUGCAGCUGAAGGGACUCCAUUGCUCGAAGUGCAUUGUUUCCUGAAUGGUGAGAAAAAGCAAUUGUAAAUGAUGUAUUGGUCUACAGGGUAUAUUUUUGAUACCUUCAGUGAAUUAUGUCAAGAUGUUUGACGUGAGGAAGGACUUAAAACAGUGUUACGUGCUGCUUUCAGUCUCGGCUCCUGGAAAAGAGGUUCUGUUAUUGCGUGCAAGAUUUGACGAGUUUGUCCAUUGUAUGGAAAUGUAAAAAAGGUCUCGUUGAUCCAUCACAGUUGUCUGUACGUCAGUAGAAUGUAUUAACUUAGUUUAAAAAAAAAAAUGUUGCCACAACUGCAGGGCCUCCUCAUUAUUACAUAUACUGCUCUUAAGCCAAGAGGAAUUUUCUUCUCCUUACAGAGCUUUUCUCUCUGGCACGGAGAUCUCAAGGGAGCCUUUCCGAAGACCUUGUCAAUGUUUUUGUUUGCAGUGGGAGGGGAUUCGUGAGAAACUUAAAACGUUUGUAUUGUAUUUUUCUGAUGCACACGAACGCUCUGCUUUAUAUUAUUUUUCAUUCCAUGAUGUUGGAUCAUAUCUGCAGUUACACGGUUCAAGAACAAAAUAUUAGACUUUUGUUUUUCCUUCACUUCUGCUUUCUCACUCUGGGGAUUUGGGGGGGGGGGGGGGGAAGAUGAUGUAUUAAAUGCUUUGCAUUCUGCACGCUAGAGGAAAGA